AUGAAAGGUUUUCUCCUAGAAAUGAAACAAAUUUUCAAACCUAAUAUCUCCAAUGGAGACCUUUAUAGAGAUGAUCAAGAGGGGAGCUCAAGUACUACUAUGUCAGGAAAUGGUGAUACCAUGAUCCAAACCUCCGGUUUUCACAGAUUUUUACAUGCCAAAUAUCUCAACCCCGCUCGGGCGAUUUUGGCUGAGAUGGUGGGGACUUUUAUUUUAGUGCUUUGCAUCAGUGGGAUCACAGCUAGCACUAAUCUAAGAGGAGUUAGAGCAGUACUGCUAGAGUAUGCCACAACAGCAGGGUUAACAAUUGUUGUUCUCAUUUACUCCAUAGGAUCCAUAUCUGGUGCUCAUGUUAACCCUGCACUCACCAUAGCCUUUGCUGCAUUUGGCUAUUUUCCCUGGUCAAGGGUACCACUUUACAUAUUGGCACAAAUUCUGGGUUCAAUUAUGGCAGCAUUAAUGGGAGAGUUUAUCUAUGGCAUAAAAUCGGAUGUUAUGACAACCCGGCCUGGCCAAGGCUGCCAAGCCGCCUUCUUGGCGGAGCUCAUCGCUGAUUUCAUCGUUGUGUUUGUGAUUGCAGCGGUGACACAACAAGCACGUUCAGUUGGUCCACUGUCUGGACUGGUUAUUGGAAUGUCCAUUGCGCUAGCAGUCCUCAUCACAGGGCCUAUCUCGGGAGGAUCACUCAACCCAGCAAGGUCAUUGGGACCUGCAAUUGUUUCAAGGAAUUUCGAUAGAAUCUGGAUAUAUCUGACGGCACCUGUAAUCGGAGCUCUUUUAGGGGCUCUCAUGUAUCGAGUUCUGCGUCUCAGACCCAUCUCAUAAGCAGAUUGAGUUUAUGAGGAUUUUGAUUUUGUUUGGUGAAUAUAAAGGAAUCAUGCAGCACCAGUAUAUUUAUGGAUGUCAAAUUUGCGUUAUUAUCACUUAUCAGUACUUCCAUAUUAAUAUAAUGCUAAUUAUAAAGCUGGACUUACUCAAAUAGGGGUGAUAAAAUAUCGAAUCUGGCUGCCACUGGUACGUAGGCAACAAGUUUCGCUCGGCUUUACUAGUUUUUAAUGUUA
Messenger RNA from Gossypium raimondii (Peruvian cotton), 1061 nucleotides. RefSeq names its product probable aquaporin NIP7-1. The transcript is spliced from 5 exons. Bases 1 to 825 code for a protein of 274 amino acids. Lineage: Eukaryota; Viridiplantae; Streptophyta; Magnoliopsida; Malvales; Malvaceae. Gene Ontology annotation, biological process: transmembrane transport. Gene Ontology annotation, cellular component: membrane. The record is from RefSeq and is a predicted model, not a curated record. Gene Ontology annotation, molecular function: channel activity.